UCUUCACCUAGGGCCGCUGCGUCCCCAUUGAGAUCCUCUCAUCACUAAUCUUCCUCCUCCUCGCCCCCGAUAUGAUGAGCGACGAAAAUACGGCCGCCACGAAUCAUGAUUGAGGCAAUCCGCGCUCCAUGUCUGCCUCCACGUCUCGACCUUUGUUUCCGUCAGCCGACAUAACGUGCAUCGGUUCCGAUCCCUUCGAGCCGUUACCCCUCAUCGCCGAUAUCCUGCGCACCGGCUACUGCAUUCCAGGCUCCGUCUUUCUCGUCGAGGGCGUCGACGUCGUCCACACCUCCAGGUCCAAGCGAUGGCGAGCCGUGCGCCUGCUUCUAGGUGAUGGGGAGUUAUGUAUACAGGCCCUCCUGUCGGCCGACAUGCAUAGAUACAUUGAUAGCGGAGAAGUCUCCUUCGGAUCUUACGUCAGGCUGGAGAAGUUUAGGGUCGAGUGGAGAGACGCCGCCGAGGGGAAAGGAAAUGGAUCCUCAGAUGCAAAGGGAAAGGAGAAGGAGAAGAGCGGUGGCGACCAAGACGCAGAGGGUAGCAUGGUCUACCUAGUUGUUGAGGAUAUUGUGCUAGUAGGAUGGAAUAACACCCUUAUCGACGCGACUAACCUGCGGAAUGGGCCAAGCGGUAGCGAUCGGGUCGGGGAAGACGAGGCUACGCGCGUUUCCGAACCUGAAAACGAGCUAGUACCAAGCGAUCGCACCACCAUCCGCUUCUCUGAUAAUGACGCCGGGCCACCUCAAAACACUGUUGACGGCGCAGAUGACGAUGACUUCGAAGUCAUGCCGAUCGCCCCGGAAAGAACGACCCAGAAUCGCAUUGACCUCGCCGUGAGGUCCGGGGACCGAAUCUUCACAGGUGGAGAUACCGUAAGGCCACGAUCACCGGCAGAUGGGGGUCGUCCCUCAUCGCCGCAUCCGGUCGCGAGCACGCCACGGCCCGUGAAGCUUACAAAGCUGCGUGCGAUACCAAACCUGCCGUACAAGCAGAACUGGAGCGUCAAUGUACUCGCCGUCGUCGCUGCCGUCUCGGAAGUCGAGCCGUCGACGCUGCCGCCGUACAGCCAGCGACAGGUGCGGCUCGCCGACCCGUCGACCGACAAGCGCGUGCUUCUGACCGUGUUCCUGGAGCCGGAGCUGUUCGCGCCCGCCGUCGGCAGCGCCGUGCUGCUCCUCGGCGUCAAGAACCACCGCUUCGAUGGCGGCUGCCUCAAGAAGUACGCCAGCGACCGGUCCAGGGCCCCCGGGCACACCGCCUGGUGGUACGAGAACCCGACGCAGUUCGACUGGUGCGAUGUCGAGGGGCUGAGGCGGUGGUGGCAUGAGAGUCAGGCGGAGUGAUGCGCAUCUCGAGUACUGACAUGAAUUACGUUUAGCCUCCGUUGAGUACAUAAAAUCGAGCAUACCGAGAAUUAAACUAAUGAAAAUACAUGCAACGAUGGUAUAGGUUCAUAUGGCCGUCAUUCAGGGCCGCGAUAAAAUAU
Molecule: messenger RNA, 1483 nt
Organism: Durotheca rogersii
Lineage: Eukaryota; Fungi; Ascomycota; Sordariomycetes; Xylariales; Xylariaceae
Exons: 1
Coding region: 129-1340 (403 amino acids)
Source: RefSeq, a predicted model, not a curated record